UAGUCACAAUACUAGAAUUAGGAGAAAAAUUUAUUGUUCAGCAGUCAGAAUAAGGGAACUUGUUCUAGAGAGCUAAAGUAUGACCUCAGACUGUAUAUUUAAGCUAAAUCAUUUUAAUUUCUUAAAAACUUUAUAAUACAAAAGAAACUUCACUGAAGACAUUUGACAACUUUGUGGCAUCGGAAAACAUCAGGUUUUUCAGAGCAUACAGAACAGUAGAUGAUAAGGUUUUAAGUAUUUGACAUGAUGUACUAAACUCAGAAAAAAAUAUUUCCAUAGUCAAAUAAUCCUAUUCAUUAAAACCUCUCACAGCUGUCAUUUGCAUUCUAUUUUGAUUUCCACCUAUGCAAAGAAGUCUAGCUGUACUUACAGUAUAUGACAGUAUGGUUGAAGGGAGCUGGGGGGGCAAAAUGUAAUAUCAAUUGUGAGUUGCUUCAGAUGACACAGUUUGCCACCUCUUCCACCUGAUAUGCAGGAGAGACAAUUUAGAAAUAGUCAAAAACUUACUGUGUAUAUAUAUAUAUGUAUAUAUAUAUAUAUAUAAGUUUCCACAGUUUAUAUUUUCAUCUCAUUUCCAUAGCUGAUUACCUGGUGCAGACACAUUGCACAUACAGAAUGAAAAACAUCUCUCCAAUAGAAGCAUCACAGCAAAUGUUAUAGUUGCAAGAAUGUGAACUUGCAGUCUUGCUCCUGAUCAGCCAUUUAGAGAAUUAAAAAGAUUGUGUAAAAAAGAAAAUGGCUACAAAUACAAAUCAUACAGGUGAAUCAAUAUUCAAUUUUGAUUGAAUAUUGAUUCAAUCAAUUUUGGGUCUUUUAUCACCUGUUGCAAAUCCGAUUUUAAAAUUAAGUCCCAGUUUUUUAUUCACUCCAGUGAUUUUAUUCACUAAUAAAAUCCCUACGUAAACAUAUUAUUUGUGUUCCUAUAUAAACUCUUCCAGGGAGUGUUUUUUGAACACUGAAGCACAGCGCGAGUAUACUGAGCACAAGCAAAGCCUUAAAAACCAUAUGAGAUUGUGAAACAUUCAUACAUAAAUAUUAAAUUGCUACCUACAGACACUGCUAAGUAUAUAAUUUGUAAUGCUUUGUUUUUUUUUUGUCUCUACCAGGUUUGCACAUCUUAAAUUUUGGUCCAUUCUUCUCUACAAAACUAGAUUUUGUUUUGAUCAGAUCAACUCAAUUGUAUUAGUUUAGUGCAUUUAAGCAAUGAGGCAAUUCAAAGUGGUUUGCAGUGGAUUAAAAACACAAUGCCGUACACAAACAUAAAACCUUACAGCAGAGUAGCAAAAUAAAGAUAACUAUAUUCAUCAAAGGUAAAACUCUGCCCCAGUCUCAAGUCCUUUGCACCUACUAGCAGGUUCCUAGAAGUUACUCCCCUGUAUUCAACUCCAUCUAGCAACACUGCUUAAGAUAAAUUCUGCACACAGGACAAAAAGUUACUUUUGACUAUUGCACUUUCUUCCCUCCAUGUGUUUGCUUAUGGCAAAAAUGGUACUUCUUAAUGUGUUGUUUAAUUCUCCCAUCUGAGCUGUCGAUAUCUGCAGCUAAAUGUUGAUUUGCACCCGAAAGUGCAACUGUGAGUUUAUCCACACCCAUUGACACUCUCAUUGGCAGGUUUAUGAGGUGAGAAGGAGGAGUAAUCACAUAGAGAACAAAUAUAGGUAAGGCUAGAUAGAGAUAGGCAAAGUGAGGGGAGACUCUUACAACCAAAAGCAAAAUGGCAAAUGGUAAUGGAAAUUCAUCUGUAAGUCAUCCAACUGGAUUGGAAAUGGCAGCGAAGCACAUACAGACAUUCUCACUGGUCGUCUACUGUGUGAUUAUAGUGGUUGGGACAGUAGGAAAUGGUCUGGUCAUCUAUGUGACCGGCUUCAAGAUGAAGAAAACAGUCAACUCUGUGUGGUUUCUCAACUUGGCUCUGGCAGACUUCCUCUUCACAGCGUUCCUGGUGUUUACAGCAGUCUCUCUCUCUCAGCAGUACCACUGGCCUUUUGGACAGUUCAUGUGCAAACUCAACAACUUUGUGAGCUUAGUCAACAUGUUUGCCAGCGUCUUUUUUCUAACAUCUAUAAGUCUGGAUCGUUGUUUGUCCAUCUGGGUGGUGGUGUGGGCACAAAACAAGCGCACCGUUGGCAAAGCUCAAGUGAUAAGUGCUAUAAUCUGGUUGGCUGCAGGCAUCUGUAGCACACCCUAUGCAUAUUUUCGUACCGUGGAAGUCAGCCAGAAACAGACAUACUGCAAGUACCCUUCAACUAUGACAAAGAACAAACAUUGGACAUUGUGUAUAUUCCGCUUUGUUAUGGGCUUUCUCAUCCCGUUCCUGGCAAUAUUUUUCUCAUAUGUGGCCAUAGGGAUUCGUGCCAGGCGUCUGCAGAGAAUGAGGAAACAAAGAUGUCACAGGAUCAUUUUCUCAGUCAUUUUUGCAUUCUUUACCUGCUGGUUGCCUUUUCAUGUUUUGAGUUUCAUACAAUUAAAAUUCUAUGAUUACUCAGAUGUACAGAACAUUGUUCAGGUCAUAGGUCCUCUAACUGUAAGUCUUGCCUUCAUGAACAGCUGCUUGAAUCCCAUCCUCUAUGUUUUCAUGUGUGACGAGUUCCAGAAGAAGCUCAAACAGUCCAUUUGGUUGGUUCUAGAAAAUGCCCUUGCAGAGGACCACAUAACAUUUGUUACGUCAUCUCGUUCAAUGUCAAGGAUUCCCAGAAAGUCUGAUUCUACCGCCCCUGCUGAGGGGAAAGAAACUGAGACAUCGAUGACCUUAACAAAACCAAAAAAAGAGAUCUCCACGAAGAAGUCCAUGAACACGGAGGAAAACAGCCACACACUGAUUGAAAUGGCGGACUUUAAUAAAGUGCACUGAAGUGAUCUGAGCAAAGCUUAUUUGUAGAGGAGUGUGAACACGUGCAAAGACAAUUCAAAGAAUAUUUUUGACGUCUGCUUGUUUUUCAUCAUUUGCUUACCAUUAACAGGUGUUUUCGUAUGUGGUUAUCGAGACAGCCUGAGAUGUACAACAGACAGUCUGAUAAAAUCGCACAGAACCCCUUACCUUCCACAUUCAAUCAGCAAAUGUAACUGAAAGCCUGCGUAGGUGUCCUGCAGCAAUAUAUUCUACAUGCUAAGCUUUUAAUGAAAUUAUUGUAAAUACUGUAAAAACAAUAUAAAAUUACUUGUUUACUUUAGAACAGUUUGAAUUUUGUUUUAACUUGCCUCUUUUAAUGAACCUGUAUGUUUAGGAAUGCUCACAUCUGUAUGUUUAUCGAUGACACCGUCAAAAGAGAUAAAAAUAUUAAUGGAUGUUUCAGAAAUUAUUAAAAAUAUGACAAAACAA
Messenger RNA from Xiphophorus hellerii (green swordtail), 3319 nucleotides. Its product is annotated as C3a anaphylatoxin chemotactic receptor-like. Bases 1715 to 2851 code for a protein of 378 amino acids. Lineage: Eukaryota; Metazoa; Chordata; Actinopteri; Cyprinodontiformes; Poeciliidae. The record is from RefSeq and is a predicted model, not a curated record. Gene Ontology annotation, cellular component: plasma membrane. Gene Ontology annotation, molecular function: G protein-coupled receptor activity; complement receptor activity. Gene Ontology annotation, biological process: positive regulation of cytosolic calcium ion concentration; phospholipase C-activating G protein-coupled receptor signaling pathway; complement receptor mediated signaling pathway. The transcript has 2 exons.